Brettanomyces bruxellensis is the source of this 3408-nucleotide messenger RNA. RefSeq lists its product as uncharacterized. NCBI's taxonomy places the organism in Eukaryota, Fungi, Ascomycota, Pichiomycetes, Pichiales, Pichiaceae. The record is from RefSeq and is a predicted model, not a curated record. Bases 1 to 3408 code for a protein of 1135 amino acids. The transcript has a single exon. Gene Ontology annotation, molecular function: ATP binding; ATP-dependent chromatin remodeler activity.
AUGAAACGGAGUCCGUUCUUUGAUCAUUCACUGAAAACUGUGGUGAGUCCAUCCUCCGUUCCUUCAACUCAAGAUGAUCCUAUUGUCAUAGAUGAUGUAACUUCUUCUCCUGAUGAUUCUGCCUUUGCAUCUUUCAAGAAAGGCAUGCUAUCAUUAUUCAGGGGGAUAUCAACUCCAAUAUUAGAAAAAUUAUUUGAUGACUACAAAGGCUCCGAUAGUCCACUUGCCGAGGCAACAAACGCAUAUCUAGACAAUCCUGACUAUUACAAACUGUCGCCCUUCACAAACGUGAGUUCUCGUAAGCAUAAGGCUCCAAGUCUUCUGGAUAGCAACAUUGUGAAAAAAAAGAAACUUGCAAUGAAUGUUAAACCAUCAACGAGCAUAUUAACUAUAUCCGAAGAACCUAACGAUGAUUCUUGUGUGUCUUCAGCAGGAGAUGUAUCAGAUAAUUGGCGAAAAUACAUUGGAAGUUUUGAUGUUGAUUGCUGGUGCACGCGUACAGUCGUGAGCUCGUCUUUAUUUGGUGAUGGCCAUCUCAUAUUUGAAGUCCACAAAACAAACGAUAAUGUUGUGUAUAUUAAGCUGGCCGAAACAGGUAGAGCCUUAAGAGAAAUUGGACGUGUAAACGAAGAUGUUGCAGUGUGUCUUGGACCUUUGUUAAGAGCACAUAUUCUAUAUGUGACCUUAGAGCCAUAUUACUUUCCAGGUGGAAUAAUGCAUAUUGGUGAUACAUUCAUCAUGCAAGUGCAUUGCUUUGUUGAAUCGGUUCUUUUUUCCCAAUCUGAUAAUUCCAACAAGAAUCUUUUACAUGCUUUGAAAUAUUCAGAGGGAAACCAUCUUAAAUCAAAAGACGAAUCUUUAGAUGCUUUUACCAUCAGGAAACGUACUUCAAUCUUUGACUUGUUCCGUAGAGUUGGAAUCAGUACGCCUGCUAUUCCUAGAAGUGGAGGAGUCAAAAAUGCCCAAAUUGUCGAUCUCUCGGAUUCCGGAAAUGAUGAUCAAGAGGAUUUAAAUUCAAAUGAGUUCACCAUGAAUAAAAUCAAAGAUUUGUAUGGGACCAAUCAAUCAGCGGCAAUAAAGUAUGAAUGGCCAGAAACCUCCCCAUCAGACUUCAAUCUUGAACUCCGGCCAUACCAGAAGCAUGGACUUAGCUGGAUGCUUCACAGGGAAAACGAAGACAAAAAAAUUGCCGGUGGUAACUUAUCAAAAAGUGAAAAUGAUAUUGACAAGGCUAUCAACCCCCUAUAUAGAGAGUAUAAGUGGCCAUCAGUACCAAAGAAUCUAAAGCAAUACGAGGUGCUUAAAGGAGAAUUUGAAGGAUCAUUCUAUAUAAAUUUAUAUGAUGGUUCUUGCUCAUUCAAGAGACCGACUCUCAAUUCAGGUUGUGUGGGCGGUAUCUUGGCUGAUGAGAUGGGACUCGGUAAAACUAUAACUACCCUCUCAUUGAUAUUUUCGUGCCCAUACGACACUCACAUUACUGAUGUUCAGUCCCAAUUAUCAGAAAAUAGAAGUUAUGCUUCGGGUACCACAUUGAUUGUGGUCCCUAUGGCAUUGUUGUCACAGUGGGAUAAAGAGUUCACUCGUGUAAAUGGCAGUGUUGAGAAGCACUGCUUCGUGUAUUAUGGUACAAACAUUGUUGAUGAUUUACCAAAUUUGCUUUGCAAUAACUCAAAAGCACCAACCGUGAUUUUAACGACAUACGGAAUAGUUCAAAGUGAGUGGUCUAGGAUAGAAAGUAAGGACACAUCGAAGGGCUUAUACUCAGUUGAUUUUUUUAGAAUUAUUCUUGAUGAAGGUCAUAUAAUUCGAAAUAGAUCGACUAAAACAGCCCGUGCUAUCUAUGCACUUGGCGCUAGGCGAAAAUGGAUUUUAACUGGUACCCCCAUUGUCAACAGAUUGGAAGACUUGUAUUCGUUGAUUCGAUUUCUUAACUUCGAACCUUGGUCAAACCAUUUUCUUUGGAAGCAUUUUAUUACUGCUCCUUUCGACACUGGUAAAGACUUACCGCUUGCCUUUACUUUGUUGAAAUCUAUCCUUGAUCCCAUACUUUUGAGGCGCACAAAAGGUCAGAGAGGAAGAAAUGGUAAGCUUCUUGUUGAGCUACCACCUAAGGAGGUUGUCCUUGAGAAACUCAAGUUUAAUGAAAAAGAGGAAAUUCUUUAUAAUUGGUUAAAGGCAAGAGCAGUUACCACAUUUAACGAAAAUUUCAGGAAGGGACUGUUGUUAAAAAAUUACUCGUCGAUAUUAACGCAGUUGCUCCGUUUACGUCAGGUGUGUGAUCAUAUCGAUUUGAUUAAAACGCAAGAUACAGGCGAUGCAUCUGGGGAAAAUGAAGCAUUCAAGGAUCGCAUGAGUCUCAGAAAUGACAUUAUAAGCAAAGAAGAUAAAGAGGCUUUAGCGAUGAUAAAAAGUAUAGAGCAAAAAGAGGUAGCGGGGAGAAUGAGUUUAGAGGAAAUGAAGCACACUAAAACAGAAAUAUACAAGUUGUAUCCAAAUUUUGAUGGUAUUGAAUGUUCAAUAUGCACGGGCCCCAUCGACCCACGGAAUUGUGUUAUUACAGAGUGUAAGCAUUGCUUCUGUGCCUCCUGCUUGAAAGAGCAUUUUGACUUUCAAGAGCAACAUCAGAACAUUUUAGAGACCGAAUAUAGUACCGAGGAAGUAUCUAAUGUGAACUCACACUCAAACAAUGUAAAGGUUUUAUGUCCGAUGUGUCGAGCAGAAAUAAAGAAAAAUCGUCUUUUUAAAACUGUUCCAAAGAAUUUGGGUGUCCAGUUGACUAAACAAUCGCAAGACAUGCUUUUAACUCAGGUUGGCAGUUCUAAUUCCGAUAGACAAUACACAGUUAGACCGUUUGACCCUUAUGGAACGUCAUCGAAGCUGAAUGCACUUCUUUCACAUUUGGACCAAAUAAGAGAAGAGUCACCUGGUGAUCAUGUAAUAGUGUUUUCUCAAUUCACAAGUUUUUUGGACAUAAUAGAAAAAGAACUUGCCAAUUAUGGUUCAGAGUUUGUGGUUUAUAAAUUUGAUGGACGCUUAAGCAUGGAAGAACGGCAAAAGGUCCUUACUAAUUUUGAAAAGGAAUGUGAUGCGAAGAAGUCUAUUAUUUCAAUAUUACUUCUUAGCUUGAGAGCGGGUGGUGUUGGCUUAAAUCUCACGGUUGCCUCCAAGGCAUUUCUUUUAGAUCCUCACUGGAACAAUGCGGUAGAAUUUCAGGCUAUAGACCGGUUGCACAGGGUUGGUCAGAAAAAGAGCGUGAAAGUGGUUCGUUUCGUCAUGCAGGGAAGUAUAGAAGAGAGAAUGUUGGAUAUUCAAACUAAGAAAAACCGUUUAGGUGAAGCACUAACCUUGAACGAUGAGGAAAGAAGAAAGAAGAGGAUUCAAGAAAUUCAAAGUAUAUUUAAGGAUUAA